ACAACCACACUACAAAUCGAUCAGUAAAUCAAUGGAGAGCAGGAGCGCGAGAGAGCAUGGCCAUGGCCACCUUCAUCAGCAGCAUCAGCGGCCAUGGAGCUGCAGCUUCGGCUUCUCAUGGCCGCCGCUGCAGAGGUCGCCGCCGCCGUCGUCGUCGUCGUCGUCGUACACCUGCGGCUACUGCAGGAGGGAGUUCAGGUCGGCGCAGGCGCUGGGAGGCCACAUGAACGUGCACAGGAGGGAGAGGGCCAGGCUCAGGCAAUUCCCCAACCCUAGACCUCAUCCCCUUCCCAACCUCAACCUCUCGCCGCCGCCGCCACCGCCGCCGCCGCCGCCGCCGCCGCAGCAGCAGCAGCAGUGCUACUGCCCCGGCGAUCGUCCGGCCAUCGUCUACAGCUUCUUCUCCACGGCGGCGGCGGCGAUGGCGGCGACGAAGGGUUUGGAGGUGGAUUUGGAGCUUGGAGUCGGUGGUGGUAUGGAGGAAGGGUUGGAUCUUGAGCUUAGGCUUGGUUGUUCUUAGAUAACUAAUUAUUAACUCUCGUGAUGUUGUCUUUAAUUGAUUAGUUACUUAUGCGCAUGCAUUUGUAUUAAUUCAUGACCAAGCUAUAAUUAUAUAUAUGUAAUAUGUGUUCGGCAGGCUAGGUUUAUUGAAGCUGGACGAACAUAUAUAAUUAAUCUUCAGGUAGAGUGUCAAGUAAGUAGUUAGUUAGUAGUGUGGGUCAUGAUCAAUAUAUGAACUUUUGCAUGCUUAAUCGAUUGACUGUUCAUUA
Messenger RNA from Oryza sativa Japonica Group (Japanese rice), 770 nucleotides. RefSeq names its product transcriptional regulator SUPERMAN. Lineage: Eukaryota; Viridiplantae; Streptophyta; Magnoliopsida; Poales; Poaceae. The record is from RefSeq and is a predicted model, not a curated record.